This is a messenger RNA of Striga hermonthica, 330 nucleotides long. The record is from the annotation of a GenBank genome assembly. NCBI's taxonomy places the organism in Eukaryota, Viridiplantae, Streptophyta, Magnoliopsida, Lamiales, Orobanchaceae.
AUGUUUCAAAAGAUUUACCUGCGCUAUGCUGGCUGGGGGUCCUCCAUCUUCGGUGCAGAUCUGCUUGGUCACGGCCGCCACGUCGGAUUAUGUCGGGGAUUUGAACAAGGUGGCGCGGGGUCUCCCCGACAACUUUUCAAGAGCAUUGGGGUUAGUAAUGUGUACAAUGACCUGCUGGCGUUCCUGUCCAGGAAGUCGAUGGGAGGGGUCGUGACGCAACUGAUGCACUUCCUGUCGGAGGAGGAUCUGGGGACGGACCUCUUUUUCACAGCGCCGCUUUUUGUGAUCCUUGUGCCAAUGAAGCCGUCAAUGUUAAUUUUGGUCCGCUAA